Messenger RNA from Eucalyptus grandis, 2754 nucleotides. RefSeq names its product inactive LRR receptor-like serine/threonine-protein kinase BIR2. Gene Ontology annotation, molecular function: protein kinase activity; protein binding; ATP binding. Gene Ontology annotation, biological process: protein phosphorylation. NCBI's taxonomy places the organism in Eukaryota, Viridiplantae, Streptophyta, Magnoliopsida, Myrtales, Myrtaceae. The record is from RefSeq and is a predicted model, not a curated record.
ACCCGUUUCGUGAACGGCGUAACGAAAUAUAGCAAGUUUGAAUCCAUCUUAAUUCAUGAAUCGCAUAAGUUUUUCUUGAGUUAGGUAAACCUGGUAUUGUCCUAUUGGAGGGAGAUAGUGGAUUAGGAUGGUAAAGCAGAGAGAGGAUCAAGCUAGUGCAGCACCAAGAAACUGGCCAUUUGCCCAUUUUUGCUGUUGAUCGUGGAGAAUUUCGAAAUCAAUGAGCAGUGAAUAAGCACCACCUCCUUUUUUUUUCCUUUAUUCCUUCCCCUCUCUCCCCUUUUUUUUUAAUGGUCAAAGCUCCUUUGAUUAUGCUAUCUUCGAGAAUCCAUCUAUAGUCAAACCAUUGUUAAUCUCCAAGAACCUCACUCGCCGUUGAAUUUCGAUCGAGACGCACAUGAAAAGCACCCACCCGGCUGGAAAAAAGAGGCUUCUGUUCCAUCCCUCUGCAAAUUUGUGGUCGACGUCUCUUCUCCAGAUCUCUCUCGUUCCCAAAGUUUCCAUUUUCACGCGUAGAAAUCACGCCCAUAAAGCCAACCGUCACCCAAGAACGCCAUUCGCUCUGCCUCUCAGGAAGGGUCCUUUUCGUUCGGUAUAAGCUGGUCCGGAGGCUUUGCAUAAAAAGCUUUCUGGCCUACCAUCGUCAUCAAUGAAGCGCUCGUCGGAUCUCACGAUCUUGUUUUGGGUUGCAUGGCUUGUUACGGCAGUCGCUGCGGUGGAGGACGAUAUCCAGUGCCUGCAGGGCCUCAAGGCCUCGCUUGGCGACCCACAAGGGAAGCUGAGUUCUUGGAGGUUCGCGAGCUCGUCGGUCGGGUUCAUAUGCAAGUUCGUGGGCGUUUCUUGCUGGAACGACCGAGAGAACCGCAUACUCAGCCUCGAGCUCCGGGGCAUGGACUUGACAGGGCAGAUUCCGGAGUCGCUGCAGUAUUGCCGGAGCUUGCAGACCUUGGAUCUCUCCAACAAUGGCCUCUCUGGUAAUCCUCCUCAAAUAUGCAGGUGGCUUCCUUACUUGGUGACUCUUGAUCUGUCGAGCAAUGGCCUUUCGGGCUCUAUACCACCCGACCUAGUGAACUGCACUUACUUGAACAAUCUUGUACUGUCGAAUAAUCGCCUGACCGGCACUAUACCAUAUGAUUUUUUGACUCUGAGUAGGCUCAAGAAGUUCUCGGUCGCGAACAAUGAUCUGAAAGGGACGAUCCCUUCGUUCUUUAAGGGGUUUGAUAAAGCAAGUUUUGAAGGGAACGAUCUCUGUGGAGGGCCUUUAGGGAAGUGUGGUAGGUUGAGCAAGAAGAACCUGACGAUCAUCAUUGCUGCCGGGAUUUUUGGUGCCGCUGCAUCUCUGUUGCUUGGUCUUGGCCUAUGGUGGUGGUAUCAUCUGAGGGUUGUGAGGAGGAGGAGGAGGAGAAUGUAUGGGAUUGGGAGAGAUGAUGAUAGUGUUUGGGCUGAGAGGCUUAGGGCUCAUAAGCUUGUCCAGGUUUCUCUGUUCCAGAAGCCGAUUGUGAAGGUCAAAUUGGCCGAUCUAAUGGCCAGCACGAAUAAUUUCAGCACGGAUAAUAUAAUUAUAUCCACUAGGACUGGAUGCACUUAUAAGGCUGUACUACUAGAUGGAUCCGCACUGGCGAUUAAGCGGCUCAAUACUUGUAAGCUCGGGGAAAAGCAGUUCAGGUUGGAGAUGAACCGGUUGGGACAACUGAGGCACCCGAAUUUGACGCCCCUUUUGGGGUUUUGUAUAGUGGAGGAAGAGAAGCUGUUGGUUUACAAGCACAUGUCGAACAGCACUCUUUACUCUUUGCUGCACGGAAGCACUGUUUUAUUGGAUUGGCCAACUAGGUUCCGGAUUGGUUUAGGCAUCGCUAGAGGCCUCGCUUGGCUUCAUCACGGGUGUGAUCCGCCCUUCUUGCAUCAAAACUUGUGCUCCAACACGAUCUUCAUCGACGAAGACUUUGAGGCUCGAAUAGUUGAUUUCGGCUUAGCGAGGCUCAUGACUACCUCAGAGUCCAGUGGGAGCAGUUUCGUGAAUGGUGAUUUGGGGGAGUUUGGUUACAUUGCUCCAGAAUACCCAAGCACCAUGGUUGCUUCGAUGAAGGGGGAUGUUUAUGCAUUUGGUGUGCUGCUUUUGGAGUUGGUAACUGGGCAAAAGCCUCUCCUGGUGAACAACCCUAAUGAAGAAUUCAAGGGUAAUCUAGUGGAUUGGGUGAAUGUGCUCUCUAGCACCGACCGAAUUAAGGAUGCUGUUGACCAAACUCUCUGGGAACACGGCUAUGAUGGUGAAAUUCUGCAGUUCUUUAAAAUUGCUUGCAGUUGCAUAAAUUCUCGACCCAAGGACCGAUGGUCCAUCUACCAGGCUUACCAGUCAUUGAAGAGUAUGGCCGAAGAGCAGGGUAUGACGGAGCAAUAUGAUGAGUUUCCUCUCAUUUUCUUGAAGCAGGAUAACGAGUGGAUGUAGCUAAAGAGGAAAGAGUCAAAGCUUGAUCCAAUUUUCAGGCUUCAGUUCCCAUGGAAAUUCCUAAGUAUUUGGUGAAACUUCAAAAACAUUCCUCAUGUAAAGUUGGCGCAAUCUGCAUCUUCAGCAGCAUAUGUAAUUUUUCUAGACGAUGAAAUAAGCUAUUUAGCUCUUGGUUCUUGCAUUUAUCAGGAGCAUAUGAAAUUUCUGACUCUUUUUAUGUGUGGGAAGAGGAUUAAGAAUAGAAUCCACUUCAUCUUUUAUGGGUUCCCCUGUUUAUUGAUCCGUAGUACACUGCGGUAAUUAACAUU